Molecule: messenger RNA, 723 nt
Organism: Mesocestoides corti
Lineage: Eukaryota; Metazoa; Platyhelminthes; Cestoda; Cyclophyllidea; Mesocestoididae
Source: the annotation of a GenBank genome assembly
AUGAGUUUCGGUCCCGAAGACUCUGGUGUGCUUGAUUUCAAGACAGAAGAAGAAACGAUCGAAUAUCUAGAAGGACUGGGUCCACAAUUCAAGUACGGAUGUCAUCGCGAACGAAACCCCAUCCAAUGUCAUUCGUUGGGACGCUGGUACGCAAGUUUCAAGCGCAACUUUGCUGAAUCAGAAAAUAUUUACAGACAGAAUUGUUUCAGUCGGCGAUUUGCGGACAGUUGUAUCAAAUAUGCAUCGUACAAACUUCUAGGUGUUGAGGGAGUCAAACGCAACGAUUCACAGGCCUUCGAGGCUUUCAAAUUUGGAUGCCAUGUCUGUGAAGAUGCGAGGUGCUGCCAGGCCGCCGGUGAACUACUAGUGGAGGGGGCAGUUGCGGAGAAGCCUACUGUCAGUUCAAUCAUCGAUUACUUCCUUCGGAGCUGUAACAUGAACCUUCCAAAUGGUUGUUUUUACCUUGGCGCAAUGUACCAUAAACAGGCGAUCGAAAAACGAGAGAACACUAUCGAUACGGCAGGCUCAGCCAAUGAUCCCUCCUACGCUAGCAAAGCCGCACUGCAAAAGUCCGCCGUGUUAGCUUGGGUCAAGGCGUGUGAGGGCGGACACGAACUGGCCUGCCGCAACGUUGCCCGCGCUUACCGGCUCGGAGAAGGGGUAGAGAAGGACGAGGAGGUAGCAGCGUCAUAUUCUCUGGAGGCAAAUGUUUCUUCCAAGUAG